This is a messenger RNA of Puntigrus tetrazona (Sumatra barb), 1604 nucleotides long. RefSeq names its product protein FAM104A. The record is from RefSeq and is a predicted model, not a curated record. Bases 444 to 863 code for a protein of 139 amino acids. NCBI's taxonomy places the organism in Eukaryota, Metazoa, Chordata, Actinopteri, Cypriniformes, Cyprinidae. The transcript is spliced from 3 exons.
GCUAGCAUGUAAAUAACAGCAACCGCGGUGGUUUGUUUGGUGUCGCGCAGGCUCAUUAAAUAAACGAGUAACCGGCUUAUACGUACAGAGAACGAUAUUAUAUCUGCUACGUUCGUGAAAGUAAGUCUGGAAGAAGAAUAACUUACAGCGUUAAAUUAGCAGAACGCUUGAAUUUACAGCUAGUGAAGUGUCAGUUAGCACCCAGCUAUGAUAGAGACUAGCCGGAGGAGUUAACGUUAGAGCUUGACACGUUUAUUACCGUACAAUCAGCUAAACACGAUUUUCACUCAUUUUGAUUUAUAAUCCUCUCGUUACCGAUUCACAAGCUCGCUUUCAUUCGGACAGGGAUGAGAGCGUUUAGUGUCUAAAUGUGUUUUGCUGUGUUCAGUGUAGCAUGACACAGCAGGGAGUUGAUCAGAGCAACACAGCUGAUCCAGGAGCGAAUGCUGCUCGAUAAAACGCUCAAACAUUCGAGACCGUUAUCAUCUGCUCUGGGAUUCGCAGAAAUGCUUACAGAAAACAGGAAACGUCAGCGCGCCGAAGGUGAUGAUGAAGAUGCUCGGAUGCCUCAGGCCAAACGACUGAGUUCAGCCCUCCAGAGCUCGGAGACGGGUAGAGAAUCGUGGGAGUCUGAGUCUUCCAGCAGCGAGAGCAGUUGGAUCAGCAGCCCGGAUCACGCCGCAGGGAGCAGCAGCAGCAGCAGCCAUUGUGGAGUGGACGUCGUCGGGCCCCACAGCAGUCCCCGCAGUGCCUCCAAGCAGUCGGACCCCGCGGACCCGCUGUCCUACCAGCACAUCAACCGCGUCCUGAGGGAAGCCCAUUUCCACAGCUUACAGAGCCGAGCUCAGUCCAAGCACAGGUGACUUUCAGGGACACACACACACACAAAGCCCCCCCACCCGGUAGCGACCCCUAGAAGACAGGGUAAAACUUCUUCAUCUCCAUCCUCAUUCAAACCUGCUCCCACUUUCUAGAUCUCUCCGCUAGAGCUCAUGUUAUGUUGGCGUUUUACUGGAUGGAAACCAUGCCCUGGGUACUGUAAGCUCUUCGACUAACCAGAGCACAAAAGGGUUCAUUGUAAGCAAUAAAGGCUUGACUACGAUGCAAACUUUUGUGACUUUCACACUGUGUACUUUUCUUCUGAAAACGGCUGUAUCGAGAUGCAGUUCGGUGGGGAUUUGCACUUGGGAAUUUAUGUUGAUCGGAUAUAUCGAUGUGGACCAUAUAGCAAUUCAGCUGAGCACGUAGACGGGAGGCAUUGACACGGCAAAUCUGAUCGGCGAACUCCAUUGCCGUGCGUAGAGGAAGCCAGUCGGUUUAAUAUCAAAGACGGCGCCGAUGGGCAGAUCCGGGGGAAUUUCGUUCUAAUCUUCAGGUUCCCGCCUGAUCUCUUGCCUCCCCGACCAUCACCGAAGCCGGUUGCUCAUCCAGGCAUCAGGCCUUUGAGACCCCCGCGGAGGUUUUUUUUUUUGCGUGCCGUUCGAAUUCUGCAUUUAAAGAUUGUCGUUUAUUUUACUAUACCUUUUUGUAUUGAAAGAUGUACAUUACAUUUUACAUUCAGAUCAUCUACAUUUCUAAAUAAAGAUGGAUGUUCUUGAGCAGAA